Molecule: messenger RNA, 3410 nt
Organism: Nilaparvata lugens (brown planthopper)
Lineage: Eukaryota; Metazoa; Arthropoda; Insecta; Hemiptera; Delphacidae
Product: ubiquitin carboxyl-terminal hydrolase 4
Exons: 19
Coding region: 297-2978 (893 amino acids)
Biological process (GO): protein deubiquitination
Molecular function (GO): cysteine-type deubiquitinase activity
Source: RefSeq, a predicted model, not a curated record
GACUAACUAAUUCAAUUGAAGUUUUUGGCAUCUGACGUUUUAUAUUUAUAUUGGGUUAGUUUUGAUGAUAAUGAAAAUAAUUGAUAUUUAACGUUUUGAGGCUUAGAAUAUAAAUUUAGGUAUGUUUAUGUGAAUGAUUGUCAUCAUAAAAAAUCAUAAAUAAUUCGUAAGUCAAUUGUAUUAAUUUUUAAGAUUCAGUUUUCAAAGUGUAGACGAUAGUGUGGCCCACUUAAUUUGACAAGCAAUGUGUUGAUAUUUUCUUAUCUUCAGAAUCUUUAAUACACAAGCCAAAAAAAAUGCCAGAAAAAGAGUGGAAGGAUCUGUACAUGAGUCACAGUCUGAACGAAUUGAAGAAACGGUCGUUGAUCGAUGUUAAGAAAUUCGGAUCAAAACCCAUGAAAAAUAUGCUUGAAGCUAUCAAUAAAAUGCAUAAGAUGUACGAAGAUAGUGAAAAUACCAAAGACAUGGAGGCUGCUUUCUUCUAUUUGUCACGAUUCUUUGAGCUGUGCGUCUACGUGCAAAAAACAAAACCUUGGCCACCUAACGACAUUCUCUAUUUCAAAAGAAGCUUCAGCACCGCAAUGAAUAAUGGCAUGAAUCGACUUGAAGAACUGCAAAAACAGCUUGAGAUGAGAUAUGAAAACGAAAUGGAUGACAGAGGAAAAGAUAUUCUCCAACACAAAAUAGAGAGAGCAGUUGAUAAAGAGAAGGAUGAUAUCGAAGAGAAACGUUUGAAAAAAAGUGAUAAAGAUACAAUAACAAUACCAAUAUCAGACUCCAUCACUCCUUCACAGCUGAUGAACUGUCAUAGUGAUCGCAAAAAAAUUGCAAUUUUCGAUGUGAGGAGUGUUGAAUGUUUUCAAAAAUCGAAAAUAAACUUGAAUGGAGUGAAAAUUAUUAAUAUACCAAAUGAAACAGUGCCGAGCCUUAUUGGCAGAAAGUUGUCGGAAAGUGAUGCGGAUGCAGCGGCUGUUUGGGCCGAAAGAAAGUCGAUGGAUUUGGUUGUGAUAGUCGGAGAUGCCGCUGAUGCCUCUAGUGCAGUCAUCAAACUUUUCAGAUCGCUGCGAGAUUACGAUUAUCCAGUAAAAUACAAAUGCUUGCAAUAUCUUGAAGGCGGGUUCACUGAAUGGCAUCAUAAGUAUCCGACUUUUUGUACCAAUUCAAAUUUUUUUGAUUUUACGAAACAUUGUGCAUUUACAUCGAACACUCCUCUACUCUUAGAUCAAGUCAAGUAUCCCACAUUAGAAGAGCCGGCCAGUGUGCAUAAACCAAUAAAGACGUCAUCAACCACUAAUGAUAAAAUGCAAACUCCCGCAUUAGAUAGUACUUCUCGACCUAACAAUGCAACCAACUUCUCGUCCAUUGCUAACAAUGCAACCAAGCAAGUCGUCCCUACUAUCAAUCGUCAGACAAAGCCGACGUUUGUUAGAUCUGAGCCGAAGCCUGCGGAAGUUGCCAACCAGAAUGGACAUGCUAUUGGAGAAGAGAUUAUCACUGAUAAUGAGAUAACUGACAAGGAGAACACUGAACCUGAGAGUGAAAAUGGGCUGAAACCAACGAAAAGCAACAACAUAAUUGUCGAUCGGUCUACCAAACCUUCUGUCCUAAAAACAACACAACAUGUUGUCAGCGAUAAAAACCAGAUUCCGAAGCAGAUUCAACCAAGUUCGAUCGAUGAAUGGAAUAAAAAUAGCUCGGAAACAAGUUUCGAGCCUUUAAAAUCGGAUAGCAGCUCUAGUACUUCGAGCAUGAAAAGGUCAUCCUCGUUUCCCAACAUUUCAAAAUUGACAGACGACGAGCUGACGCCAGGGAGGGGUGGUGAUGGGUUGGGUGGUAGGGGGGCUCGAGUGGCCCCCACCCCUCCCAAGUACGACCGCUCCUCGAAGCCCUCUGUCCUCCCCUCCAGUCAGCCCUCAUCCCCACCUCUUUCUCAUUACAAGCAGCAUGAAGUCGGCAUAGCCAGCACCGUUGUUACUCCAGGCCUGACCGGACUGAAGAACCUGGGCAACACGUGCUAUAUGAACUCGAUAGUUCAGUGCCUGAGUAACACGGAUGAGCUGCGCCGCGAAAUAUGCCAAUUCAGCAAGGAGGGAGGCGUGUUGGGGGGGCUGGUGGGGCAUCACCCCCGCCCCACCCCCGUCGCCCUCGAAGUCGACAAAGUGGUCAGGAAGCUGUGGGCGGGCAAGCACAAGUCGUUUCCCUGCGAUGAGCUCAAGAGCGUUGUUGGAAAGUUGAAGACCUCAUUUAGAGGCUGUGAGCAGCAGGACUCUCACGAAUUUCUAACAAUUCUUUUAGACUGGCUGCAUGAAGAUCUCAACGUGCCGAACCAAGACCUGGAGCUUGGCGGGGCAGACGAGGCGUCGGGCGAGCGUGCGUGGGGCGAGUUUCGACGCAAAAACAACUCGAUAGUGUUGGACCUGUUCUACGGGCAGCUCAAGUCAACCGUCACCUGUCUCACCUGCGCCAAGCAGUCGGUGACCUUCGAGCCGUUCUCCAAUCUCUCUCUACCACUACCCAACCACGUGCUGUCUGAUCGAUGCACUUUACAUGAUUGUAUGGAGCUGUACUUAAAAGAAGAGUCGAUUUCAGGGUGGAACUGCCCUAGCUGUAAGACAGCGCGAGCGGCCACCAAGAAAAUUGAUAUUUCAAAACUACCACCGAUACUAGUCAUACAUCUUAAAAGGUUUACAAGCAACGGCGCGCGGAAGAAGCAGACGCUGGUUGACUUCCCGGUGGAGCGGCUGGACAUGAUGGGCCACGCGGCGAAGGGCAGUGAGCAGCGAAAUCGCACCUACGACCUGUAUGCGGUCAGCAACCACUAUGGCACCAUGGAGAGUGGCCACUACACCGCCUACUGUCUCAAUCCCGACCAAUCUAGAUGGUAUGAGUUCAACGAUACAGAUGUGAUAGAAAUUCAGGACAAAAAUGUUCGAACAUCGGCUGCUUACAUACUCUUCUACCGGGCUGCUAAACGAUAGCUAAAGGCGUCUCUAUAGAUUCAUUUUAAACUGUCAAUAUAAGUUAAAUGGGAAGAAUUUAUGGAAAAUUGAAUUUCUUAUUAAUAGUGAAUGCUGACAGUUUCAAGUGAAUCUCACUGUACAUCUGUACAUACAUACAUUACCAAAACUUUCCAAUCUACUGUGUACAUUGCAAGCAAAUUAAAAUAUUAUUAAUAUCUAUAGGGAAACUUAUAAAGUGAUUUUUUGUUGUAUAUAUUAUAAUUAUGUAAAAAGACUGAAGUUGUAAGUAAGCUGUAUAUUACUAUAACUAUAAAUACUUAUUGUUUAUUACUAUCAUCAUUAUAAUUAUAUGUAUAUUGAAUUCUAGAUGAAUAAUAGCAUAGUUAUGGAUACAACUAUUGAACCUUUUUUUCUUGUUGUUGACUUAUUUUAAUUAAAAUUGAUUGGCCA